This is a messenger RNA of Hypanus sabinus (Atlantic stingray), 5154 nucleotides long. Its product is annotated as rho GTPase-activating protein 31-like. The transcript is spliced from 12 exons. The record is from RefSeq and is a predicted model, not a curated record. Lineage: Eukaryota; Metazoa; Chordata; Chondrichthyes; Myliobatiformes; Dasyatidae. Gene Ontology annotation, biological process: small GTPase-mediated signal transduction. The coding region runs from base 33 to 4148 and encodes 1371 amino acids. Gene Ontology annotation, molecular function: GTPase activator activity.
CCCGAGGAUUAUUGAAGUCAACUUGUUCACCGAUGAAGAACAAGGCGGCAAAGCAGAAAGGAAAGCGAAAGGGUGCAAAGGACACUGCAUUUGGCUGUGACCUGGGCGAAUACUUACAGAACUCCAAUCAGGAUGUUCCGCAAGUCCUCAAAAGCUGUGCAGAGUUCAUUGAAAAACACGGCAUUGUAGAUGGGGUCUACAGACACUCAGGGAUUACAUCCAACAUUCAAAGGCUAAGGCAGGAAUUUGGCACGGAACAGCGUCCUGACCUGACCAAGGAAGUGUACCUACAAGACAUCCACUGUGUGGGUUCUCUCUGCAAGCUCUACUUCCGAGAACUCCCCAAUCCUCUCCUCACAUAUGAACUCUACAAAAAAUUCACAGAAGCUGUUGCUGCUCAGUCAGAGGAGGAGCAGCUGUUAAGGAUCCAGAAUGUCAUCAAAGAGCUUCCUCCUCCACAUUACAGAACUUUGGAAUACCUGAGCAAACAUCUAACACACAUAGCUUCCUUUAGCACCAAGACAAACAUGCACUCCAGAAACCUGGCCCUUGUCUGGGCUCCCAAUCUGCUGAGGUCAAAGGAAAUAGAAGGAUCUGGUUAUAACAAUGAUGCCGCAUUUCUGGAAGUGCGCGUUCAGUCCAUUGUUAUUGAAUUUAUCCUGAAUCAUGUCAGCCAGCUAUUCAACAGCAACACCGCCCAGGCCAAACAGGACUUGGAAGCACACAAUCCUGUUGCUAAGUGCAAGUCACUUCCUAUUGUAUCACCGUCCAUGAAGCUCUUAUCCCUGGAGGAGGCUCAGGCUAGGACCUUGAAACCAGACCAUCCUGCUCGCCUUGAGAAAAUACAUUGUGUUCCAAUGGACACCGGACUUGCUGCUGGGACCAUUUAUCAUACAGUCAUCGACCUGCCAGAUCCUAGAAGAAAGCUUUCUGCAAAGCCGAAGAAGUGGAAAUCCAUAUUUAACCUGGGGCGACUGGGAAGCGACUCGAAGGGCAAACUAAGCAGGAAUGGCAGUGUGUUCGUGAGAGCGCCUCUGUUUGCAGAAAAGGGCAACAUCCGCCCUGCGAAGAGUAUGGAGUCCCUUUGCUCCUUGCCAAUAGAAGAUGACGAGAAAGGGGUUCGAUUCAAACAUUGUGGAACUCUGGGAGGAGGUCUCUCAGCGUCUAUGAAAUCACACACUCUUGGAUCGGGAAGUUCCUACAGUCUGGGUCGGAGGCACAGCGAUUGGGAUCAAGAAGACCUGGUGGGUGCAAUUGGAGGAUGUAUGGGUAACAUUAGCCCAGGAACACGUGAAAAAGAGCCAACCAUUUUAAAGGCACAACCACAGCAGCCGAAAGCUUCUCGUGGAGAUGCCAUCAACAAAUUGGAACCAUCACCGAAGACUAGACGGUUGUUUUACUCAACAAAUCUCAAUGAUUCUUCACCAAAGUCUAAUUUCCCGGGUAAUUUGUUUCCCCUUGAAGCAUCCCCUCGGCAUCAUAGAAAGCCAAUGGCAGUGAAUAUUUCUGAGCCCUUUUCUGUUUCUGUGCCACUACACGUCUCAGGAAUUAUCAGCCCUAGUGCCACAUCCUGUAAGGAAGCGCGAAACAAUGGACAAGUUCUGAAUGACACGGGAUCACAGGAGACAACGGACAGGCCAUCAGAAGCUGAAAGCAGCGGAACUUCCAAGGCCAGUGAAGAGAAGGCAGAUCUGCUCAGUACGCAGACUGAUUCAGACCAGCAUGAGUUGACUGAUGAAAAGGACAGUGAAAACGAGGGAUCGAAGUCUGAACCCCCUGUUAUCUCUACAGAUUCAACAUCCCAGAAUCAACCAGAGCUCUCCCUAAAUCCCACACUCCAGGACUCUGAUUCACAGCAGCCUCUCUUCUCAGAGCCAACUACUACCGCAUCUGUUCCUCUAAAUCCUUUAGAAAACACAAAGUUGGAAGAAGCACCUUCUCCAAUUGUUUCGUCGACAGAGAAACUAUGUGAAACUAAAACUGAAAAACGUUGUAGUGGGAGCAGUGAAGAACAGCCAGCAACUAAACCGGACACAGAUAACUCUGUCAUGGAGCAUCUGUGGCCCCUUACCAAAGAACUUAAGAUCAUUGAACCUGAGGAGAUCACCGGGCCUGAUGUCUUUCUGGAAAAUAUGGAAGAAAAGUUUGUCCAAUCCCAUGAUACUAUGUAUACAUCCUUGCCUGAUGCCUCGAAGGUAGCAAAUAUGUCUGGGCAUCAAAGAAUGCACAGUCUCCCUAACCUCUUUUCACAAAGUUCACCUCUAAUGCUUGAAAGUGAUCCUGAAGAAAUCUCUCUCCAGUCCACAGGUAGUCAAUGUUCCAGUGAAUGGGACAGCACCAAGAUACCCGGUCAAAUCCAGGCUACUGGGUCCUUACUGAACCCUUCCUCCGAGAUGGAGCAUACACAGUCAAUAACUGAUCAAAAUAUUUUGAAGGCAAUAACAGAGAGCUCACCAACAGAGUGCUUUGGAGCAUCUGUAGAUUCAAGUCAAUUAAUUGAUAUUAAUUCAGAUGCAAAGGAUCAACAUUCAAUUGCUUCUCAAGAAUUUCAGUCUUCAGAAUCUUGCAUUAACAAACUUGGAUCAAACGCAGAAUUAGAUAUUAAAUUUUCAGAACUAUGCUCAGAUGGUUUGCACACGGGGGCAGAACAUUCAGGGCAAAAUCUUUCCUGCAAUGAAGUAGUUCAUGAGGGGCAAAUGGCAGAUAUUCAGUCAGACCUGAAAUCUGAAGCUUUGCCGGCUGAUACCGGUGAGCCUGGCGCCCCUGGCAAACAGUGGACGGACAGCGACACACCAAAUCGACCCAGCUCCCCUUCAUUCCAGCUGGUUGAAGCCAAAAGCGAUGAGGAAGACUGCUUGGGAAAGCUGUCACCGGAUAUACGGCCAGACGAAUGGCGAUAUGCUGAUCAGGAUUUAUGGCCCCUUGAUGCUUGUGCGGAUAAAGUAGCUCCUGGAGAGUAUUAUGAUGUGCCAUAUCAAUCUGCUAACAAGAAGACUGAUUGGAAUGAUCAGAGCCCAGAGACUCCUUCACCAAUUUGUAACGGUGAACUUUUAAACAAUAGCUGUCCUGUGACCAAGCCUGUAAACGCCCUGAAUGAAAUAGAGGCAAUCUCCACGCAAACACAGCUAACUGGUUUAGGAGCUGAAGAUGAUGCUUUAGCAUCUUCUCAACUGGAUGGUCUACAUAUUGGAAGCACUGGGGCAACACCAUGCUUAGAGAGCGUCAAUGCGAUGUCAACAGUGGCAACGCCUGAUAGCACUGAGGAAGGACACUUCAAGUCUGAAGAUAGGCCACCAAUAUUUGCUUCACAUUCAGCCAAUAACAAACCUUCUGUACCCGAUGGAUCCCCAGUGCAGUCAUUCCCAGUUGGCGUCACUGCUAUUCGAACAACCUACAUGAUAAAAAUGUGUCAGGUCAAAGCAAUUCCCGUCAUUCCACCGAAGGUACAGUUUACGCAGGUCCCCCAGCCUUUGCCAAAGAAGAACCUCACACUCCCCUCCCUCCCUCUGGACAAAGUACUAACGAUUCUGCAGCCAGUGACACUGUGUGAAUCAAAUUGCCCUGAAAGCAAACAAAGGCUGGAUCCGCCUGUAACCAAUUCACCAAUGGCGGAACCUAAAGACGGGAAGGAAAAUGGUCUGCCGAAGUCUCAAGCGCCAGAUCAUGCAAAGUGUGCCAUCUCUGCAGAGAGUUCGCUCUCCCAGUCCAAAACCAGUCAGGCGAAAGGGGAAGAUCUACCAGACAGCUCUGUGCCUUUGAGAACAGAAAGAUCCGCAGCGCAGCAGAAGCCUGCGUUUACGCGACACGUACAGAACAGGGCGAAGGCGAGCAGGCCCCAGAGCCUCAUCCUGUUCAGCCCUCCCUGGCCGAACAUGGAACGCCCGUCCCCUGUGGAGGCCAGCAAGGCACCCCUCAGCCCGGUGAAAUCCAGUCCGGAGUCACAGGCGCCAGAGCCAGAUCACCCAAUUCCUGGCAGCCACUCAGCGGAACUUACCGAGAGUCAGAAAGGGCCAGAGGGGGUCACCCUUCGAAAUCGCAUGAGCGUGCCUAAAAGUGGGCAGAGGCUAGAGACCUCAACCAGUUGCUUCUACCAGCCCCAGAGGAGAUCCAUGGUGUUUGAAAAUAGAAGCGGCAGGCAAAUCGAAUGACUGCUUUUAAUGAUCUCACAGACUAUGGAGACUUGACAAAAGAUUCUAUUUUUUAAUGACUCGUUUCAUCGCCAACACCUUAUGUAUUCUUCCUCCCAAGCUCAAACAGCUCACAGUUUUAAAGUAUAUGUCAGACUAAGAAGGGGGUAGAGAAUGUAAAAGAAUCCAGACUUGUACAUGGUAAGAAAUAAGGUUAUUUGGUUUACAAGGUAAGAUAACUUUAAAUGUUUAAAAUGCUAGGCCUUUAAUAAACAAGAAGGUGCUUGAUUCUAACUUUGGUUUCCACACAACAUAUCCAUGGUCAAAUCAAAAUGGGUGAAGGAUAAUGUAAAAUAGGCAAAGUAAUAAGAAAUAGUUCAUUAAAAAGAAUAUUUUAUAAGCUUUCUCAGAAUGAAAUCUGUGCCUUGAAUGUGUGGAAACUGGUAACUGCAAAAAUAUCAGUCCUGCUGAUGAAUCAUCUCUCACUUUAGCCUAAUUUCUACAAGGGGUACAUUACUGUAAUUAUCCUUACAUCUUCUAGUAAUACCUGUAAGAGAAAGAUUUUACUUUAUGUAUAAAUAAAUGCGGAGAAUCCAUUGUUGAUGUUUCAUGCACUUAAAGAUUGACUUUCAUUAUCAUUACGUGCUAUGCUGUUUUCCUAUUGGCUUCUAUCCCCAUUACUCUAUUACUGAUAUUAAUAGAGCAAUGGACAUUCAAAUUAUUUCCCCUUCCAAAUCUGGAUUCAUUUCUUUGUACCUCAUGGAAAAGUUAAAAAAAAACUGGCAAAUUAUGAAGUAAAGAGUGACUUUUGACCAAAGCAGAUAAUCUAUUUAGACAUACUACUAGAUUAUUUAUCUCAAUGCAAAACCAUCUCAAAGAGUAAACGUCGGUGUUUCUGUAAAUGCUUUAUCAUCUCGGUUUCCAAUGUUAAUGUACUUCUCAUAUGUAUUGAAAUUAUUUCUAUAUUGUCAAAUAUUAAAUAUAAGUAUUUUUUGUCAAGUAUGAGAAUUAAAUAGUUUGAACACGA